GUCACAUCAUCACAAACACGCACAGAAGAGUCACUGUGCUCACAGCGGCGGAGACUCCCCGGUGCCAAACACUCACUCUCCCUCACACACUCUUCCACACACACACACACACACACACACACACACACACACGGAAGGACUGAGCGAGAGAGCAGAGAGAGAGAGAGCGCAGCCGGAACAUUUGGAAAUAUCGAAACAGGGAAGUGGGAGAGGAGCGCGUGAGUGUCGGUGGAGUGAUCCGCUCAUCAGCAUGUUCAGCUGGGUCAAACAGGAGCAAGGAGGCCGCAACAAGGAAGGAGAGAUGUACCAGACUGUGACCGAGGGACUGCAGACCCUCUACACCAAGAAGCUGCUGCCUCUGGAGGAACAGUACCUCUUCCAUGACUUCCACUCCCCCGCGCUGGAGCCCGCAGAUUUCCAGAGCAAGCCCAUGGUGCUGCUGGUCGGCCAGUACUCCACCGGGAAGACCACCUUCAUCAGGUACCUGUUGGAGCAGGACUUCCCCGGGAUGCGGAUCGGUCCGGAGCCGACCACAGACGGCUUCAUCGCUGUGAUGCACGGCGAGAACGAGGGCGUCAUCCCCGGAAACGCUCUGGUGGUCGACCCUAAAAAACCCUUCAGGAAGCUCAACGCCUUCGGGAACUCGUUUCUCAACAGGUUUAUCUGCUCCCAGAUGCCCAAUCAGGUUCUUCAGAGCAUCAGCAUCAUCGACACGCCUGGUAUCCUGUCAGGAGAGAAACAGCGAAUCAGCAGAGGUUACGACUUUGCCGAGGUCCUGCGGUGGUUUGGGGAACGUGUUGAUCGCAUCAUUCUGCUGUUCGACGCUCACAAACUCGACAUCUCAGACGAGUUCUCGGAGGCGAUCAAAGCAUUCAAAGGACAAGACGAUAAGAUCCGAGUCGUCCUGAACAAGGCUGACCAGGUGGACACGCAGCAGCUGAUGAGGGUGUAUGGUGCCCUCAUGUGGUCACUGGGGAAGGUGAUCAACACUCCGGAGGUGGUGAGAGUUUAUCUGGGAUCGUUCUGGGCCAAACCUCUGCAGAACACAGAGAACAGGCGUCUGUUUGAGGCCGAGUCUCAGGACCUCUUCAGGGACAUCCAGAGUCUCCCGAGAAACGCAGCACUGCGUAAACUCAACGACCUCAUCAAGAGGGCGCGGCUGGCCAAGGUGCACGCUUACAUCAUCAGCCACCUGAAGAAGGAGAUGCCAUCUCUGUUCGGGCGAGAGAAGAAGAAGGAGGAGCUGAUCAUGAGGCUGCCGGAGAUCUACACCACGCUACAGAGAGAGCACCACAUCAGCCCCGGAGACUUCCCCAACGUUGCCAAGAUGCAGGACAUGCUGCAGCACUACGACUUCAGUAAGUUCCCGUCUAUGAAGAUAAAGCUGAUCGAGUCGGUGGACAAGAUGUUGGCCUCAAAGAUCGCCGUCCUGAUGGCGAUGAUCCGGGAGGAGGAGUCUAAGCUGCCGCCGCCGAUGGUGUCAGGUGGCGCCUUUGAGGGCUCCCAGGACGGGCCAUUCGGUCAUGGCUACGGCGAGGGCAUCAGCGCCGGCGCCGACGCUGAAGACUGGAUCGUGGCCCGUGAGAAGCACCGCUAUGACGAGAUCUUCUACAUGCUGAUGCCCGUCAACGGAAAGAUCACUGGCGUCAACGCGAAGAAGGAGAUGCAGAACUCGCGGCUGCCCAACACCGUGCUCGGAAAGAUCUGGAAGCUCUCCGACUGCGACAACGAUGGCAUGCUGGACGACGAGGAGUUUGCGCUCGCACAGCACCUCAUCAAGAUCAAACUGGAGGGAUACGAGCUGCCCACCGAGCUGCCCCCCCACCUGGUGCCCCCGGCCCACCGUAAAAACUCCACCGCAGACGCCAUGUACAACCACAGCGAGGACUAGGGCGCCAAUAUGGCCGCCUGAGGGACUGAGCGAGCUGAGAGGAGGUCAAAAUGUAAAAAAAAAAAAAAAAAAAAUCACCAAAGAGUCAAGAUGUCUGCAGCUGAUGGUCAGACUAACGGGAGAACCAAUCAGCUGUUAGCUGCAGAAUUUUAAAGGAUUAUUUCAAGAGGAGCUCGCCGCCAAGAUGGUCUCGACCGUUGCUGACUUCACCGCUAACCACACGUCUGAACAUCAGGACAGCGAAGAAACAAAACUGACUGAAGGGAAGUCAAAACAUGAUGCCUUUUAUUUUGGUAAGAUUUGAAAUAGCUGCUUUGAAAUCACCACAGAAGAAGAACGAUUAUGAUGCCUCAUAUUUACCGCUUUUAUUUUGAAAGGUUUAUUCAUACAGCUUUGAUUUGGACGCUUUUAUUUGAAAAGGGGAAAUUAGAUAAAAUAUUAUUAUAUAUGUUAACCUGCUUCCUGCCUUUGUUUUCCUUCGUGCUUUAUAAUACCACUGAAUGUCUACAUCCAGAAUCACAACACAAGAGAAGGUUACCCUCAUUUAUUGAGUUCCUAUAAGUUCAUCUUUGCACUUCGGAAUCAAAGCUUCCUCAACAUGCUAAUGAAGCUCCAGAAAGUUUGCCUAAUCCUAAUGACUUUCUGCAGAAUAAAUAUGAGGAGGCUGGAGGAGAAACUCUGGCUGAAGAGAGAAACAUUCAGCUUUUUGUGUUCACACAUGCAGCUUAGCACAGCUAUAUCAGGACGUUUUCUGCAGGUGUGAAAGCACUAUCAGAUUGUAAUUUGGUAAACAAUUAAAAAUAUCACUAUUAACAUGAUUUGAUUCGCUGUAAGAGGACUGACUGUUUAAACAUUUCUAACUCUAAAUCACAACUAAUCUGGAAAGGUGAAUGAACCUCUCAGGUGAGGUUUCAGGCUUCGACGCUCAGGUCGAAAACAGGAGCACAGAAAUCCAAAAUCAGCAAAUGAGAGGAACCUGACAUGUUCCUGAGUUUUCUUUUCACCAGCACAAGGAAGCGGUUAUUUAUUGUCUUCUGCAGGAUCAGUGCUCAACACCAGGAAACAUUUAUUUUGCAGCCUGGUCAGGGGUUAAAUGUCAGAGUCUGUCCUGUUCAAACAGUCAGGAGGAGAUGACGGUGGAAAUGACCGCUCGCUCUGCCGCUCCUGCUCCGUGUUAAUGCCUCCUCGGGGACGGAUGACGCCCUGAAAUGUGUUUUCAGUGGACAGUUAGUGUCCGCUAUAGCUUCGGUUUCCUCACAUUGUAAACAGCAGCAGAGAGACUGAGAGCUGUCACGUCUGAUCCCUGCUGACUGAACACUUUCCUCUUUAUAGACACCAGAGAAACUUCCUUACUCGACCCAGACUUUUUAACUUUGAUAUGAUUCUACUUAAACUUUAAUAUCCGAAACAGUUUCAUUACCACAAGAUUAGAAGUCCUAUGCACCAAAUAUUGAGUAAUGUUUGUUUCCUUUUUCCAACCAGAGUUCUUGAAUAUGUGAAUGUCGUCAUUAGGACUGCACAACUGGGAUGUACAAUGUUUCUGAGGAGCACAUGAAGGCAGCAUGUGAACAAAUAGAGCGUUUUAUAAACUGACUGAUGUGCCGCGCCUCAUUAGCAUUGUUAUACCACGUUAGCAAUGAAACAUGUGACGUACCUGUGAGACGGAGAGACUCUGCAACAUCAGAGUUGUUUGUGAAGAUAAAAAAUGACCCAAAGAAUGCAGGAACUUACAAACGCAGCUUUUGUUUUUUUACUCAAGGAAAGUGAGGUUCCUCAAAGAUCGAUCUUAGGGCCACCUUCUUUUAGACUUAGUUCUUCCUUGAUGGUGUUUUUUCUGACCCUAUGCUGAUGCUUUUUCCGCCUUUAUUUUUUUGCAAUAGGACAGUGGAGUCAUAAACCCGGGGGGGUGAAAGGGAAUGACAUGAGUUUAUUUUCUUUAAAAGUUAUGUUCGCCUCACAAUCAUGAUCUGUCUGAUUGGUCCUUUAUAAAUGUUCACAGCAGUGCCUGUUCUGUCUCACACUCCUCUGUCAGACGUGUUUCAAUGUCCUCUGCUCCUAUGACGGGACGGUUAAUGUGCUCGAGGAAUCUGCGGUUGGGCCGCUUCUGUUUGGCGCCUUUAACAAUAUAAAAAUGAAAAUAAACCUUUACACUAUUGUAGAGAAAAUGUUCUGAUGAAACUGCUCGUAUAUGUCAUCUGUCCAUACAAGGGAACAUCUGUGAUUUAAGGUCCCUAAAAUACACAUUUCAUUUUUAAUCAUCUGACGGUUGAUUUAAGGAGUGGGAAAUUUCAGUUUUUAAUGUUCUCUGUGUACAUUCAAUGAAAACGUUUCUAAUUAAAUCUCCAUGUAUCUGACUGUAAAGGUUUUCAUUUGUCUGAUUCUGAUGUAUUUUGUAUUCUCGUUGUUUGGCUGUCUGUAACUCACUUGUCUGUCACCAGAGAAGGAGUAUAAUAAAGUUUAUUUACUAUUUCAGGGGA
Messenger RNA from Labrus bergylta (ballan wrasse), 4368 nucleotides. The record is from RefSeq and is a predicted model, not a curated record. Lineage: Eukaryota; Metazoa; Chordata; Actinopteri; Labriformes; Labridae.